AUUUACGCGCGCUCUCUCUCUCUCUCUCUCUCUCUUUCACUAUUUCUCUGGUUCUCUCAAUAUCACAAUUUCACUGAGCUAAGACCGUUAUCUGUGUUAGCAUUCGUAUUUCGAGUACUGUGAGAAUGGCCGGCAAGGCGACGGGUGGCAGGUGGCAUUUUUGUGGGAAACAAGAAGAGUAAAAAUAAGCAGCAGAGUCAAGUCAUUUGUAUUGUUGUUUUUGGUUUAUUGGUUCUGUAAGUGUUGCUGGCUGGCUGUUUGGUUGAUUGCUUGAACUGGCGGCUAGCUAUUCGAAAGCGCCGAACCAACAAGCAUUUCAGUCGGUGUUUUUCUUUGGUUGUGCGGACAGGCAGAAAAAAAGAUUCGAAAACAAAAUUUUGAAAAUAGUAAACCAAAAAUAGAAAUAACAAAGAAAAAAUACGAAUAUAAAAUGCUGGAGCAUUGAAACGGGAGUGAAAUAAAAUUUGUUAACAAAAAGUGCAUGUUUAAUGAGAAAUAGAAGAAGUAAUACCAAAUAAAAUAAGAAAUUAAAGAAACCACCAACAAUGGCGGCAGUGUUGUUUAUUGUUACCAUACCCACUGAGGCGGAGGAACAACGUCUGAAACAGGAUAUUCUGGCCCACACUAAAUACGAUGGGAAAUCGGAGAAAGCCGAAACAGCCACUCUGGCUGGUAUUUCCCUAAAAAGUGCCACAGGAGUUGUGGCGGCACCAAGCAUUAACAGCAGAACUCCCUCAACGGCUGUUUUGACUCAAACACCCACUGCCACAAGAAAAACAAAUAGCAGUGACUCGAACACAGGAGGCGAUACAGGAAGUGUUUCAAUUGCAUUGGAACAACAACAAACCAUAUCGGUGAAUUCCGAUAAUAACACCACCACCAAUGAUAAUAACACAACACCAAAUCAAUUUGGUACAUUUCCCAAACGCCGAAGAAAAUCGGAGUAUGUCAUCAAAGCCCAUGAGGGAAGAUCACUGAAAUCCAAUGGCAUUGGUGGCAGUUUGAAGAGUAUUAAUAAAAUUCAUACUCCUAAUUUCCUGAAAGAAAGACUUGCCUCUGGCCAGGAUGGUUCAGGAAAAACGAAAUCCAUCAAAAAGAAGGAGCCCACCCCCGACAUGGAAUUGACCUAUGACACAUGUAUGGAGACCGUGUUGAGGGUCAUACUUAAACGCUGUCAAAUAUCCAAUGCCAUGUGGGCAAAGGACGAGAAUGGUCGUAUGUAUCAGGUCUCUUUCACGGUGGAAUUCAAUGAAAUCUAUGAGAAAAUAUUGGACGAUUUCAAUGAAUGGGGUAUUGGUGAUCGUGAAGGUUCUUCCGUUUCGGUUAUGAAUUGUAUUGCCUCCAAGGCAUUUUCAACCAAAGACGAAGAUGAUGAAGAUAAUGACGAAAAUGCUGACAAUUACGACAAAAAACAAAGCGCCUGGGAGCGUUUUAUGAACUCCGUCCGUAGUCGUUUGAAUGUAACACAGAUUGUGCGAAAUGUACGCGAAGAUGCCUCAAUUACAUUUGAUUUUGUGGUAUUAUUGAUCUCAGCGGCAGUCCUAGCUGCCUUUGGUUUAAUCGAGAAUAGUACAAUAUUCUUGGCAUCCAGUAUGUUGGUAUCACCGCUAAUGGGCCCCAUUAUUGCCACCAUCUUUGGCACCGUAAUCAAGGAUAAAUCCCUGUUCCGCUUGGGCAUGAUAAAUGAAUUGUUUGGCAUUUGUACGGCCGUCUUAGUUGGUUUCAUCUUUGGCAUUGUUGUCUGCACCACCGAUGAAAGGUAUAGCAUUGGCGAGGGUCUCACCGAUGAAAUCCUAUCGAGAUGUGAAUUACAUUCACUUAUUGUGGGUGUAUUUACGGCGAUACCAUCGGGUGCUGCGGCCGCUAUUGGUAUUUUGGGUGGCAAUAUUGGCUCGCUGGUUGGUGUGGCAAUUUCCGCCUCGCUGUUGCCACCGGCUGUUAAUUCGGGUCUCCUUUGGGCCAUAGCAUUAAUCUAUAAAUGCUAUGAAAAUGAUGAAUCCAAAUUCCCACAAGUGGUGAAGUCCACUCAAUAUUCCGAGAAUCAAGCCAACGAAUUAGCCGUCUUGGCCACAAUUAGCAUGUGCUUGACCAUAUCGAAUAUCCUUUGUAUCUAUGUUAUGGGUAUAUUGGUAUUGAAGUUGAAAGAAAUCGCUCCCGUAUCGGGUACUAAUCGUGAAUUUUGGAAACAUGAUAUUAAAAUUGCCCGUCAUCUUAAGCGUCGUCGUCUCGACAGCGAUAAUGUUAUUAUGGAUGAAUAUGCCCACCUGCCGCAAGAGGAUCAAAAAGCGUUGGGUAUUAAUUACGACAUGCUGAGAACGAUACAAAUGGAUGAUGCUGCAUAUCAGAAUACAUGGUCACCGGUGGGUACCCGACAUCCAUUUGAGACGUCGUAUGAACCAAUGCGUGGUAACUAUUCGACGGUACAUCAAAUCGAUCAACUCUAUGCUACGAUAACACAUCAGACUACGAUGAAGGAGAAAAUGCAUAGAUUUGGUUUGGGACGCCGACCCACAGGGCGUAUGGUGGACUUUGCUUCCUCGUAUAAACUGCUAAGUGAAAACCUACCCCGUUCCCGUUGCUCAACAAUGCCGUCCAAGGUCAAUCCGCCUACCGUCAAAAUAGUCACUCCCGAUUCCUCGCAAUUCAACUCCUGCACGAAUACACCGUCCAUGGCUGCCGAGAAAAAUCGACGAAAAUUCAUUGUGACACCAGCUGAAGAUGAUCCAUUGCAACCAUUGAAUCCAUCGGAUGCAUAAAUCUAUAUUUAUUUGUAUAUAGAAAUAGAUAAUUAGUAGAGUAUGGGUCUAGGCGUGCGUGCGUGUGACUUACAUCAUCAUCGAUCAGUAUACUUAAAGGUAUCACUUUUCAACUUAGGUAGUUAAUAACUAAACAAAUAAAUUGUUAAAAGAAAUAGAAACAGAAACUAGUUUAUAUGUAUACACACACUCACAUACUCUAUUUAUUUAUAGAUAUAUAGAAAUAACAAUUUACAAUUAUUGUAUAAUUUGUAUUGUUAUAAUUCAUUUAUAAUGUCGUUUUUUUUUCUAGGAUAUAUAUUAGCGAACAAACAAAA
Messenger RNA from Musca domestica (house fly), 3073 nucleotides. RefSeq lists its product as uncharacterized. The coding region runs from base 546 to 2756 and encodes 736 amino acids. The transcript has 8 exons. The record is from RefSeq and is a predicted model, not a curated record. Lineage: Eukaryota; Metazoa; Arthropoda; Insecta; Diptera; Muscidae.